AUGUUGACCCGGCCUGAGAGCAUCGAGGAAUGGUGCUACUUAGUGCCACAUUUGCUUUCUCAAAAUGGUUGGCAGACCGUCCAGCAGACUCCGUCUUCUGCAGUCUUGCACUGCUCCUGCCCCUGGGGCGGCAGCUUAGUGAAAGCUUCAUUUUGGGACCUCCUUCUCAUCGACCCUCCGGAUGAUCCAGCCUAUGUUCUGUGUCGCCCGGAGACCCGUGCUUGGAGUUGGCAGGUUCAGCCUGAGUUAAGCGGCGAAUCCAUCCAAGAUUUGUGUGUGGUGGCCCCUGGAAACUGCACGCUGCACUGGUGGGUAGACUGGAAAAUGAUGCCUCUGUGGGAUGUGCUGUUUGGGUGUGGCCGACAGCUGGGCCAGUGGAAGCUGGGCCACGCAAGCCUCCGGCGCAAUUACCCGGAGAAAGGCGACUGCUCUCUGGCCAUGUUCGACUGCUUCAAGCCCAUGCAGCGUCUCACGCACAGCCGCCCUGACAAAGAUGGGAAAUAUUCUGUGUGCGUGAUACUGGCAAUCCCCGAAGGCUUCCACUACAGGAACUGGGAAGCUCCGCACGUCCACUUGGCGCUUGAUCUCUUCAGGUCAACUGCGCUUUGGUAUCUGAACCGGCCUGGAAUCCAGAUGGAACGGUUUCAGGAUCAAGCAAUGUAUGUGGUCCUUACGAUCACAAGCUUCAAGCAUGGCCGGCUUCUACUCCCUGAUGCAACCCAUGAAGCAAAACACACCACAAAGAUCGAUCGUGGCCAGGAUUUCGGGCUUUCUACAUGGGUCCGUUACCAUCCCUCAAUGUCUGGCAGUAGGUGCUUCUCUUUCUCAGAGUAUCUCGGCCUAUUCUUGGAGAGGCUAGGCGAGCCAGCAUGCACUUACCAAUCAUUGGAUGGCCAAGAUCUUCUGCCAUAUCAGUGCGUGAUGGCGCGGUCGGACUGGUGCAGGGUCAGGGAUCGCUUUCAGGAGGCUUUCACUCUGCAGAAGAGUGCAUACCGUCGUGCCAACGGCGGAACAGCCGCGCCAAGAGUUACGGAGGGUGCGCAGCCGCGCUUCUGUCGGGAGGCGAGGCUCCCCGCCCCCUUGUGGAGUCAGCUUGACCCGGUGUCAAGCUGCGGCUUGGUAGUGCACAAUACUUUCUUGGAGAUUGACGAGUCUGAUGGGGACACAGAUGAAGCGGUUGGAAGAACCAGGACAACCUCACCCGCUCGCUCGCGAUGCGAGGUGAUGGCUGCCUGA
This is a messenger RNA of Symbiodinium pilosum, 1236 nucleotides long. The record is from the annotation of a GenBank genome assembly. NCBI's taxonomy places the organism in Eukaryota, Dinophyceae, Suessiales, Symbiodiniaceae.